CGCGCGCUAAAGGGUUCUCAUGGGUGGCCUCUUCACCAAGAUAGGCAAGUCAGCUGCGGGGGAGUACGAGGGCGAGUGGAACGCGGCGGGGGUUCGCGAGGGGCGCGGCGUCAUGCGUUACGUCAACGGCAACGUUUACGACGGCGAGUGGAAGGCGGGUAAUCCGUGGGGGCGCGGCGUCUUGCGGUACGCCAACGGCGACGUCUAUGACGGCGAGUUUAAGGCGGGUUUGCGGGAGGGGCGCGGCGUCAUGCGGCUCGCCGACGGCACCAACGGCCAAGGCUACGAGGGCGAGUGGAAGGCGGGUUUGCCGGAGGGGCACGGCGUCAUGCGGCUCAAAAACGGCAACGUCUACGACGGCGACGUGGCGUCGGGCUUCUUCAAGGUAAGGAAAGAGGGCGACGGCCCCGUCGGCGAGGCUGUCAAGUGGCUGGCGGACGGGCGGCAGGCGGCGCGGCUGCGUGGCUGGAAGGUUGUGGAGGAGAUCUCGCUGGAGGAGGCGCGGCGUACCGCCGAGCGGCUCGGGCUCGCCCUCCCCUCCCCGCUGCCCGGCGCGGCGUGAGAGGCCCAGCACUCUUAAGCGAGAGCACCCCUGGAGCACAUGUUCUCCGUGCGAGACCGAGCCGCGACCUAUAUCAUUUUGAGUCGGCGGCGGCGGGGGAGGCUGCCGUCCCCCCUCCUAUUCCUUCCCCGGGCCGGAGGUGGUUGGUGGUUGUGUGCGCGACGGACACACGCGGCGCGCGCAGCACGCACGCACGCACACGCAUGAGCAAUAGGCCCUCACGUAUUAUAUAAACGCAUCCAUG
Emiliania huxleyi CCMP1516 is the source of this 806-nucleotide messenger RNA. RefSeq lists its product as hypothetical. The record is from RefSeq and is a predicted model, not a curated record. The coding region runs from base 20 to 562 and encodes 180 amino acids. The transcript has 2 exons. Lineage: Eukaryota; Haptophyta; Isochrysidales; Noelaerhabdaceae.